AUGAUAAGCUUGAGGUCUUAUCAGAUUUCCAGCAACAAGAGCGGCUGCAUCAAGAGCUAUGCCCACAAGGUGAUCGCCAAUACCCUUUUUGCUAGACAUGACUGCUCAAACGUCACGACGCAAGAACUCGAGCUACUUGAUGAAGGGAUUAUCCAGAAGCUACAAACUCUGGAUGACGGAACAGAGAUGAAAGGAGACUUGCGAGAGACGAGCAAGGCAGUCGUGUUGGUGAACUCCUUGCUACAUGUAAUGAGGAACGCAGAGCUGUUGUACGAGCAAGGCAAGAUUAAGGAGUCUCACUUGGCAAUAGGUAGCUUGAUCACUCCUAUCCUUCUGGCUACAAAAGUCAAGCUCCCGGCCCCUUCUCAUCCACCCAAGUUCAUCGACAUUGCCCACCUGAACAAGACGUGGUUCUUGCGUGGAAUGCAUGAUGGGAAGCACAUCUACCGCUUCGAACACCCCUCGUUUGGCAUCUCAAAGAUCCUUCUUCCGAACACCGAUCUUACAAACACCAACAGCCGGGAUGGAAUCCUGUUUCUCCCCUCGGCUGAUCAGUUGUUUAUAGAUGGAGGCGAUGCAACGAUCGGAGAAGAGCAAGGGCGCGAACGAGGAGAGCCUUCCUCAAGGCAGGCGAGUGAGCUUGGUGAGUUCGACUUCGUCCCGUACAAUGCGAGUGGGAGCGUCCCGCGAUCAUCAAGGCACACGAGCAUAUAG
Molecule: messenger RNA, 714 nt
Organism: Microthlaspi erraticum
Lineage: Eukaryota; Viridiplantae; Streptophyta; Magnoliopsida; Brassicales; Brassicaceae
Source: the annotation of a GenBank genome assembly